AUGCCUCCUCCAUCAACACACAUCACUCCCAUCUCCCCCCCCAUCUCCAGGUUCAGGUCCAGGUCCAAAAGGCACACUGCCCCCACCUUUAAACAUAGGAACCCAUUCAAUCCAUCCAGCCCGAUACAGAAUCCAGGCCCAGAAUUCAUGUUCAAUGUUCAGUUCGCCGUCGGUCACCCCUCGGCGAGGCCGCCCUCGCAUCAUUCAUCAUCGCACAAACAAGAAAACAGACACCUCCCUCCCGAAAUCAAAUCUAAAAAAACCAAGCACUGGGACGAAACACGACACACGAUGAUUUCAGGUGUCGUCGUAUGGGUUCUUAAAGUUGUGAUUAUCGCCAUCAGUGGUGGGCCGGGGUCGGUAAACACCGUGUGUGCGGUCACGCAUUCGAGUAUGCCGAAUCCCAUAACUGUCCAUGGUGCUACUCAGAGCGUCCGUGCACUGUUAUCGUCUGAAUCUGAUUUGGGUGGUGGUGGCCGCGAUGGACGUGGGCAAAUGUGA
Messenger RNA from Serpula lacrymans var. lacrymans S7.9, 501 nucleotides. RefSeq lists its product as uncharacterized. The record is from RefSeq and is a predicted model, not a curated record. Lineage: Eukaryota; Fungi; Basidiomycota; Agaricomycetes; Boletales; Serpulaceae. The transcript has 2 exons. The coding region runs from base 1 to 501 and encodes 166 amino acids.